Messenger RNA from Tachysurus fulvidraco (yellow catfish), 4059 nucleotides. RefSeq lists its product as uncharacterized. Bases 239 to 2860 code for a protein of 873 amino acids. The transcript is spliced from 21 exons. NCBI's taxonomy places the organism in Eukaryota, Metazoa, Chordata, Actinopteri, Siluriformes, Bagridae. Gene Ontology annotation, biological process: protein linear polyubiquitination; protein transport. The record is from RefSeq and is a predicted model, not a curated record. Gene Ontology annotation, cellular component: LUBAC complex. Gene Ontology annotation, molecular function: K48-linked polyubiquitin modification-dependent protein binding; K63-linked polyubiquitin modification-dependent protein binding; zinc ion binding.
UCCGUACUAGUUUAGUGCGCAUCAGUAGUACGGAGCGUUACGUAGUCACGUACUAUCUAGUACGCUAGUAAGGCUACUUUUCUUUUUUAGAGCUCCGGUGGCGGAAAAACAGAAACUCUGACUUUAGCUGUCAACUUGGCGUUAUGUGGGAACGUGUGGAUAUGGAGUUUCAUUGGGACAGAACCGGACAGCGGUGCAAACCUCUGCACGUAGUUUAGGAAGAUACAGAAGUUUCAGAAUGACUCGUGUGACUUCUGAUUCGGAGUUUAAAACGCUAGCAGAGUGUAACUACUAUUUCCCAGCAGAAGUCCUGACCGAGGUCCGAGAGGUCACAGCAGCGUUCCCUGACCUGCACCUCCACGUGGAUUAUUACUAUUACCCCAAUAAUGACAGGAAGAAGCUGGUCCAUUUGCGUGGCACCGUCCCUGUGUUUUAUGAAGGUGUACAGUACAACAUCCCGGUGUGCAUCUGGCUCCACGAGACACACCCCCAGAACCCCCCACGCUGCCUGGUGUGCCCGUUAGGCAGCAUGGUGAUCAACAGCAGGAGCAGUAGCGUGAACAGUCAGGGUCACGUCCACCUGCACUGCCUCAGCAACUGGAAGCACGGUUGGUCUAACCUGUCCAUCGUCCUGGAGGAGAUGGUGGCUGCGUUUCAGCGCGAGCCGCCUCUUUUCUCCACUCAACCAAAGAGAUCUCCACAUGUGGCCUGUAGCACGAAGCAGCAUGGGGUGGAGCAGCUCGAUCAUCGCAGACCUCAUUUGACCUCCCGAAGUGAGAAUGCCGUGCACAGGAAGUUCUCUCACCCGGAAAUGUCCUCGUCGUCUAUGACCCAGUCAGCCAGCAGCUCUAAGUGCGUGAAGGCGAGUCAGUCUCAGGACGACGUUGGAGAGCUGAGCGGCGUGAGGAGGUCAUACACUCAGGAGCUGCUGGAUUUUGGGAUAUCGUUCGGAGCGCCGAACCUCCAGGGAGUCUCGACUAACCCGUUCAUCACUGCCCCAAAUAUGAACACCACCGACCCAGAUGAUAUCAGCAACCUGUUUAAGAGUCUUCAGCUGGAAAGAAUCGUCAACAACUACCAGCUUGACUUCAAAGACAAGGACAUUCCUCAGGCUUGGAGGCAGAGUCAGGAGCAUGAGCAGGAAUCUUUGCCCCAGCCGAGAUUACUCGACGACAGACACCGGAUCCUGGUAAGCCACCUGCCCGUGGGCGUCUCUCCUCAGAGGAUGAAGAACAAACUGACCAUUUACUUUCAGAGGAAGCAGAACGGAGGAGGCGAGGUCGUGGCCGUCACGUACCCUUCAGCUCAGCCAGACCAGGCGGUGAUCACCUUCAGGAACUACAGAGAUGCGGCGCAUAUCCUGCAAGAGCCGAACAGGAUCAUCACGGUAGAUGAACAUCAAAUUCUCAUCCAGCUGCAGAACUUCAAUAGCUCACGAAUCCACGUCCCGGAAGGCAUCCAGGUCGAGAAAGCCGAGAUGUUCAGCAUCAUUCUGAGCCAGGAGGGCUGCACUUUCACCCCCACAGAUGUGCUGGAGGCCGUUCAGGCGUGCCGAGACAUCCCUUCUGCUCUCAAAUACCUGUCUCAUGUCUGCCCCAUCUGCCAGGAGCAGGUGUCCUUCAGUAAGAUGAUCACCAUGACUCACUGCUCGUGUACCUUCUGCGAAAGCUGCUUCAAGGCCUACUUCUCGUCCGUCAUCAAAGAGAAGAGCAUCAACUACGCUGUGUGUCCCCUGUGUAAUGAGCCUGACGUGCGUGCAGUGGGACGCAGGGAGGAGACCAUGGAGUAUUUCAGCCUGCUCGACACGCAGAUCAGGCACUAUCUGGACACACAGACCCAUGAGCUGUUUCAGAGGAAGCUGAGGGACCGGGCUUUGCAGGAGAUGCCUAACUUCCGAUGGUGUGCCCAUUGUUCUUUCGGACUUCUCCACGAAGCGGACAGACUCAGGAUGGACUGCCCCAGCUGCAAGAAGAGCACAUGCUUUAAAUGCAAAAGCCCUUGGGCUUCCCAGCAUGAAGGACUUUCCUGCGAGAAGUUUAAGGAGUGGCUACAGCUCAACAGUCCCGAGUUCCAAAACUCACGUCUGGAGCUCCUCCUCAGCAGGAACAAGAUAGAUUGCCCCAAAUGCAAGUUCCGGUUCUUUCUGUCUAAAGGGGGCUGUUUACAUUUUAAGUGCACUCAAUGCCGGCACGAGUUCUGCGGAGGCUGCAGUCGGCCAUUCAGGAUGGGCGCAGUAUGUGAUUUUUCUGCUGAAUGUGCUGCUAAAGGUUUACACGCUCACCACCCGAGGGACUGUCUGUACCACCUCAGAGACUGGAGCGUGCCCAGACUACACAGUCUGUUGCAGCACCAUGGCGUGUCGCAUCCGUUCGUGUCCAGAUGGAGGGAUGACAGCGGGCAAAAGGUUCCGAAAGGUGUGUGUGGAGUAAUGGAGCACAAAGAGACAGGCAGUGUGAAAGAAGAGCCGUGCGGCCGUCCGGCGUUCCACGAAUACAGCGGUUACUGCACGCUUCAUUAUAAAGAGUGCCUGGUGGAGCUGAUUAACCAGAACCGCCUCGAUCCGGUGGUGCUGCUCGAGGUACCCGAGCUACGUGCCGAACUGGACCGCUGGAGGAUCCGCGUCCCGGAGAAACAAGCCCCAGAGUCAGAGAAGCUGUACAAGGAGCGCCUCAGACAGAUGUUGGUCGAGAGGGUCGGUUUAACCGCAGGUGUCCCUUCGAGAUCAAACCUGGCGGCUCUGCCCACACCGUCCCCUUCCCCCACCUCCCCGGUGCUCGCCGCAGCUCCCUGGUACACGGCGCUACACCCAGGCAGAGCCAAAGCAGAAGACUCACAACUGCUGCUGAUGCUUCACGAUUGACCAGAGACUUUAAAUCAUACUCACACACCGAGGAAGAUCCUAGAGACCUCCAUCGUAUCAGUGUGUCCACUGUGCCCUGAGGUGUAACAUGCAUACACACCUGAUCCAACAGCAGGUACCAAAACACAAACACAAGCUCUUUGAGUAUCAGGUGUUGCUGUUUAACUGGAGUCUCGACACCUCCAGAAAACUUCUUCCGCUCCGGUAGAGCUCACUCUUUAUGCAGUCAUACACAAUGAAGUCUGUAAGUAUUUCCGCGGCGUUUACGCCGGUUUGUUUUUGGCUCCGUAACACAGCACAAUGUUUCACAGCACUUUAUAAUCCGCCUCUGACUCCAAGAACAGGAGGGAACAGCUACAACUUGCUGUUGUGUUAGUAUUUCUAUUUAAUUCUUAUUAAUGUUUUUUUUUUUUUAUAAUUAUUAUUUAUUUAUUGUUUUUGACGGUUAAGUUUUUUUUUUCCUUUCGCUUUACAAAUCUUAAUCACAUUUUCUCUCUCCCAUCGACACAAACAGGAAGUACAGUAAGACUACAAAGUAAUAGUCACUGUCAGUCGGUUUAUUAUUUAUUUAUUUUUUAAAUAAAUACGUGUCGCUUUUGUUUUCAGACCAAGGAAUUAUGGUUUUCCCAUUAAACCUAACUAGAAAUGACUAAAAAGCACGACGUUUAUAUAUAAUAAUAUACCACAGACUACAAUAAUAAUUGUAACUGCUUUCUGUGGUAGAAGAGAAAUAAAAAGGUUAUAGGGGGGAAAAAAAAGUUUACUACAGAAAAGAGGAACCUUGAGCGUCGUUUCCGCACGUUACUGCGUGACGACAGAGUUCUCGGAAAAUAUUUCCCAGGUAUUAAAGCGUGUUGGAGUGCAGAGCCGAAACAAACACUAACACACGACGCUGUAUUUCCCUCGAGGUCGUGUUCUCACUUGUGUUUUAUUUUAUUUCUUUCCUUCUUGUUUGUUGUAUUUUUUUUGCUGUAAGUGUGUAGCUUGUCUGUACUACACUAACAGACUAACGUCUCUUCUUCGCCUUCUUCUCCUCCGCAUUACGUUCAUUAACAAAUAGAAUGUUUGUGUGAAUAACCGUCACAUGACACUGUUUGAUUUAUAGAGCACAGAAAUGCAGUUUUUAAUGAUUGUGAUGUGAGCAUUAAACACAGACGUGAAGACAUUGUGAAUAACUGCUAUAAAAUAUUUUUCUAUCA